UUAAAGUUAUGACAUUGGCUUUAGUGAAGUCCCAGUUACAGAUUUUUCAACAUUCUCGUGAACAGAUGGAGCGCUACAGGGUUCUAUGGAGAGUUGUUAUCUCUUCAUUCUGCUUUACCAAGGUUCUCUGCGGCCACUUAGCACCUGCACAACAAGAACCUCCAUUACAAACCAGGAGUAGCUGUGACUAUCCGGAACAGUGUUAUCAGUGGACGUCACUGCCUCCCGGUAGCGAUACAUUAAGCUGUGACAUUGACAGUGUCCAACAGACCAGUCCCAACGCACUGCUGGAUCCUUGUCGCGGCUGGCUCCGGGCGUUUUCGCUGUAUCCGUACCGGUUCGAGAUCCUUCCAAACGAAAUGGGUUUCGAUUCGGGAGAAAAGAUAUACGCCCAAUUUGCACAAUCUAAAUGCUACGUCAAAGCUGCCCCAAGUUCCGCGUACCCAGACAGAAAAUCGGCCACCAUGAGAUCGGCUGCAUUUCGACCGAACGGCUGCAUCAAACUGCAGACAACGUUCUGGUACCGGAUGUCAUCUGCGCCGAUACUCACGGGUGCCCGCGACAAGGAUUACUUUCUGGAGUUGGUAGUGCACCAUUCUGCGGACAAUGCGCCUGGAUUCAUCCCGAACUGGCAAAUUUGGGGCAGCAUCAGCGAUUACACGGCCUUUCCUGGUCACAAUGUGUGGACAAGGGUCCAAGCGGAAUACGCUACAGACGACCAGUUCACUCUGAACUUUUAUGCGCACCACGGUGACACUUGCAAUACGACAUGGAUCGAUUUGGACGGCAUAGAAACGAGAAUAGCGAUGCCGAUCGAGUGUACCACUACAACGGUUUUCCCAACCAAUGAAACCACCGAGACUCCCGUUUUCUUACCAGAUACUACUCCGAGUACCGAAGCAACGAUUACUUUUGACAACAGCACGAGCAACCUGAUACCCAUCAGCAAUUGUCCACUUCCGUGGCCGUGCUAUGGAUGGAUAACCAUAAGGUCAUGCGACAUGGGGACGGUAGCUCAAGCAGAUAACUCUGUCACCGGUAUUUUGGCGUGCUCUGCUCCUCCAGCUAUUACUUGGUACCGCGGCUAUAGAUACUUCCCAUAUCAGUUUGAUUUGCUCAAAAACAACACCGGUGCUGGGGACAUAAUUGCCGUGUCACGUUGCACCAGGAGGUCGACCGGGUUACCACCCGACCGAGAUGAAGCCGUGGCUGUCCUGCGUGGACCAAUCAUCGUCUCCACCGCCUGUAUCGUUUACCGUGUCAAGUUUUGGUAUCGACUUUCCGAUUACCCCGUAAUUAAUCCAGCUAAUCUACGGGACGAAUUCGUCCUGAAGGUUUUCGUGGAAGACAAUGGACAAGCCUUUCCUAAUGAUCAAAUAUGGGGCAAAGCAGAUGACUAUACCGGCGUCAGUCCUAAUCAGUGGCACUUUGGCCAAGCGAUUUUCGGCCGCGACAGAGGCGAACAAUUCACCGUUAACUUCCUAGCAUACCACAAUGACGGCUGUGAGCUGAGCCUAAAAACCAUUGCUCUGGACACCAUUCAAAUUGAGAACGAGCGGUAAGCGUUCCUUACGGCUCGGCUUUCUGCCUCCCGACCACUCCGACUUCAACAGCUGCAAGCACUUCCCAAUCUUACGAAGCCACAGCAUCGCCCAGUCAACCGUUCACAACGUCAUUUCCACCGCAGUCCAGCAACGCCCCGCCCGGAUCGGAGCAGUGCGAAUUCGCUCCCGCCGUUAUCGCGCGUUGCAGUAACGGCACGGUUACUAUGCCCGCAGUGCAACCUGAUUUGAGCGAGGCCAGCGACGCCGUGUUUGAUGGUGACAACACGUACCUGUGCCGAACACAUUUGCGCAACUUGCAUGCAUGGCUACUGGAACAGGCUGCGAGGACGGUUCCUCACCAACCACCGCACUCGUUCACCACCGUCAGCUGUCAACGAGGAGCGCUGCAGUUCUCGGCGUCGGACCCGGAUACUGCACUGUCCACCAGCUUACAAUUCCGGGCGGUAUCGGUAGAUUUAAAAUGCCGAAUUAUUUUCGCUGGGUUCCUAACGCAGUUGUCAUCACUCAGCAAAAACUUAUAGUUCGACGUAGCUUUGUGUCCGGCUAUUCCAAGUUAUGUAUCAGAAGUUCUUUUCUUUGUU
Molecule: messenger RNA, 2146 nt
Organism: Paramacrobiotus metropolitanus
Lineage: Eukaryota; Metazoa; Tardigrada; Eutardigrada; Parachela; Macrobiotidae
Exons: 5
Coding region: 9-1562 (517 amino acids)
Source: RefSeq, a predicted model, not a curated record